CCGUGAGUGGGGGCGAGACCGAGCGUGACGACCUGGCACGUGCGGAGGAACAAGCUGGGCUAUGUGAGCGUCAAGCUGCUCACGUCCUUCAAAAAGGUGAAACACCUCACCCGGGACUGGAGGACCACCGCGCACGCCCUCACGCACUCGGUGACCCUGGAGCUGAAUGAGGACCACCGGAAGGUGAGGAGGACCACCCCGGUCCCGCUGUUCCCCAGUGAGAACCUGCCCAGCAAGAUGCUCCUGGUCUACGAUCUCCACCUGUCCCCCAGGCUGUGGGCCCCGGCCGCCCCCCAGAAGAAUGGGCGGGUGCAGGAGAAAGUGAUGGAGCACCUGCUCAAGCUCUUCGGGACCUUUGGGGUCAUCUCGUCAGUGCGGAUCCUCAAGCCCGGGAGGGAGCUGCCCCCCGACAUCCGGAGGAUCAGCAGCCGGUACAGCCAGGUGGGGACCCAAGAGUGCGCCAUUGUGGAGUUCGAGGAGGUGGAAGCGGCCAUCAAAGCCCACGAGUUCAUGAUCACAGAAUCCCAGAGCAAAGAGAGCAUGAAGGCUGUCCUGAUUGGGCUGAAGCCCCCCAAAAAGAAGCCCCCCAGAGACAAGAACCAUGACGAGGAGCCCACUGUGACCGUUCACCUGAACAAGUCCCUGAACAAGAGAGUCGAGGAGCUUCAGUACAUGGGCGACGAGUCUUCCGCCAACAGCUCCUCGGACCCUGAGAGCAACCCCACGUCCCCGAUGGCUGGCCGGCGGCAUGUGGCCGCCAAUAAGCUUAGUCCUUCUGGCCACCAGAAUCUCUUUCUGAGCCCCAACGCCUCCCCGUGUUCAAGUCCUUGGAGCAGCCCAUUGGCCCAACGCAAAGGAGUUUCCAGAAAGUCCCCCCUGGCAGAGGAAGGCAGACUGAACUCCAGCACCAGCCCCGAGAUCUUUCGCAAGUGCAUGGAUUAUUCCUCGGACAGCAGCGUCACCCCCUCGGGCAGCCCCUGGGUUCGCAGGCGCCGCCAGGCCGAGAUGGGGGGCACCCAGGAGAAGAGCCCUGGGCCGAGCCCACUGCUCUCCCGGAAGUUGCAGACUGCAGAGAGGGUGCCUGUGGGGGUGCUGAGGCUGCCCAGGGGCCCUGACAACACCAGAGGCUUUCAUGGACAGGAGAGGAGCAGGGCCUGCGUGUAAAUACCUUCUAUUUUUAAUUCCAGCUUCUUUGAAAACUGCCUUUGUUUUCAAAGCUCUCACAGACACCUGGCAUGACAUAAGAUGGGACUCGUCCCCUUGAAAAGGUUUCGUACACACGUCGACCUCUUAAUUUAUACAUUUGCAAUGUGCGUAACGUGUCCGGUACGCUGUGGCCGUAAGCCACCUGCCGGGUCGAACGCCCAGCCCUCCCAGCAUGGCUGCUUCCUGUUGUUUUGACGAUGCUUGACGUGUGAGUGUGAUGGCUCUGAAGGGCUGUGGGACAGAGACCCCUAGGGAAGGUCUGGACUCAGGCCUCUUCUUCGGGACAGAAUGUCCCCCCGCGGUGACAGCUGUCCUCAGCCGUGAAGCUUCCCGAGCACCCAGAGGCGUUCUGUAGUGUAACGGCAAGCCAUGAAACCGGGAGCGUGGGGUCUUGUCGCCCCGGCGAGUGUUACCUGUCACGUGAAUAAAUAAUAAAACUCUCA
This is a messenger RNA of Tupaia belangeri chinensis (Chinese tree shrew), 1649 nucleotides long. It is a transcript of the gene LARP6, whose product is annotated as La ribonucleoprotein 6, translational regulator. The record is from RefSeq and is a predicted model, not a curated record. Lineage: Eukaryota; Metazoa; Chordata; Mammalia; Scandentia; Tupaiidae. Gene Ontology annotation, molecular function: nucleic acid binding.